AUGGCCGCCGCCCUCCGCUCCUCUUCGGCCGCUGCCGUGCGGCGCACCCUCCACAUAUCCCAGGCCGCCUUGUCAACGCUGCCGUCGGCGUCACGCCCUGCCGCGGUGGCCCCGUUCUCGCGCUCGAUCCCCAUCAUCUCAGGUGCCAACAGUGCUUUCUCAUGGAACUUUAGACGCUUGCUCAGUUCAAAUGAAAAACAUCUGCCUGCACUGUCUGACCCAGAUAUUGAAUCUGCUCUUAAGGAUUUGAUGGCUGCUAGCUGGAAUCAACUUCCACAUUCUCUUGUAGAGGAAGCAAAGAAAGCAGUAUCCAAAGCUACUGAUGAUGUGGCGGGUCAAGAGGCUUUGAGAAAUGUAUUCUGUGCAGCUGAGGCUUGCGAAGAAUUUAGUGGAGUUUUAGUUACCCUAAGAAUGGCUCUUGAUGAUCUUUGUGGGCUAACAGGCGAGAACGUGGGACCCUUGCCUGGUUAUGUAGAAGAUGCUGUGAAAUCCACAUAUGGUCGAUACAUGAAAUAUCUAGAAUCCUUUGGCCCCGAUGAACAUUAUCUACGAAAGAAAGUGGAGACUGAAUUGGGGACAAAAAUGAUUCACCUUAAAAUGAGGUGCAGUGGCAUAGGGUCUGAGUGGGGAAAGGUCACUCUGAUUGGUACCUCCGGGAUCUCUGGAUCCUAUGUUGAGCUAAGGGCAUGAUGGAAGCCUGCUGAUAAGAACGGGGA
Messenger RNA from Lolium rigidum, 716 nucleotides. RefSeq names its product succinate dehydrogenase subunit 5, mitochondrial-like. The transcript has 4 exons. Lineage: Eukaryota; Viridiplantae; Streptophyta; Magnoliopsida; Poales; Poaceae. Gene Ontology annotation, biological process: tricarboxylic acid cycle. The record is from RefSeq and is a predicted model, not a curated record. Bases 1 to 690 code for a protein of 229 amino acids. Gene Ontology annotation, cellular component: respiratory chain complex II (succinate dehydrogenase).